Messenger RNA from Gossypium raimondii (Peruvian cotton), 631 nucleotides. Its product is annotated as NADH dehydrogenase [ubiquinone] 1 alpha subcomplex subunit 2. The transcript has 3 exons. NCBI's taxonomy places the organism in Eukaryota, Viridiplantae, Streptophyta, Magnoliopsida, Malvales, Malvaceae. Bases 105 to 401 code for a protein of 98 amino acids. The record is from RefSeq and is a predicted model, not a curated record.
UAUGCGUUUAUGAAUCAUGAUUGGAUUUGUUUUGUUUCAUCUGUAGCACCAGCUUUCCAAUCGCGAAACCUAGGUUUUGUGAGAUACUAAAGGAAAACAAAAGAAUGGCGUGGAGAAGCCAAUUAUCUCGAAAUCUCAAAGAGCUACGAAUUCUGUUUUGCCAAACUUCCCCUUCCAGUGCCUCCGCUAGAUCAUUCGUGGAGCAAAAUUACAAGGAUCUCAAGACUUUAAACCCCAAAUUUCCGAUCCUCAUUCGUGAAUGCCGUGGGAUUGAGCCCCAAAUUUGGGCUAGAUAUGAUAUGGGUGUUGAGAGGGGCAUUCGCUUGGAAGGUUUGACUGAACCACAGAUAUUGAAGGCACUAGAAGAUCUUGUGAAAGCAGGUGCAUCCCUCAAAGCCUAAUACAUUGCUGGUAUUGAAUCGAAUUAUUCGAAAUAAGUUGAUCUUCUCUGAAAAGUUUUCCCUUUGAAGGUUUUCCUUAUAUUCAGCUGUCAUGAUGAUAGUGUUGGAUGGUUGUUGAAAGUUCAGAAGUUAUGUUGUUCCCUUGCCAUUUAAGGUUCAAAGUUCAAACACUGCAGAAACUUCCCCUGAUUAUAGAAAUAUUAAAAUAAAUUACCAAAAUUUAACAUGAA